UAAUUUCUUCUUUAAAAUGUAAAGUCUGUCUUUCAGCUUAAUUCUUGAAAUGAGAAGGUUGAGCCAGUGGUGCUAUUUCGUAACCUACAUAAUCACACUGCCUGUUUUUCUGUCACAGAUUGCCUUCUCCCAGCACAGCAAUUUUAUGGACCUGGUACAGUUCUUCGUGACUUUUUUCAGUUGUUUCCUCUCUUUGCUCCUGGUGGCUGCUGUGGUUUGGAAGAUCAAACAAAGUUGUUGGGCCUCCAGGCGUAGAGAGCAACUUCUUCGGGAGAUGCAACAGAUGGCCAGCCGUCCCUUUGCCUCCGUAAACGUUGCCUUGGAAACAGAUGAAGAGCCUCCUGAUCUUAUUGGGGGGAGUAUAAAGACUGUUCCCAAACCCAUUGCACUGGAGCCAUGUUUUGGCAACAAAGCUGCUGUCCUUUCUGUGUUUGUGAGGCUCCCUCGAGGCCUAGAUGGAAUCCCUCCCCCUGGGCAGUCGGGUCUUGCUGUGGCCAGUGCCCUGGUAGACAUUUCUCAGCAGAUGCCAAUAGUAUACAAAGAGAAGUCAGGAGCUGUGAGGAACCGGAAGCAGCAGCCCCCUGCCCAGCCUGGAACCUGCAUUUGAGGCUGGGCCCAGGGACUCUCCUGCGCGCAUGCCCAAGUGUGUGGCACACCGGAGCCAUCGGCAGGGGAGGGCCAGGCGGGGAAGUGACUGUGCAGUGCAGGCCGAAGACUGGAAACCCUCAAAGCAUCUGACUCAUCUGCAUGAUCACAAGCUUUUUUUGACGGUUUCUCCCAUCCGUGUUCCAGCAUCUAACCUUUGACUUUUGCAUAGGAAAUUGAUUUAAAAACAGGUCCAGGGAUGAUCUGAUUGUUGCUGGAGGAGACCGGUGUAGAGCCAGUGAGAACGCUAGGAAUGACAGUCAGGUUCACGUGUGGAAACUGUUCUUGGGACUGUCUCAGCUGUGCAAAAAACAAAUGAUGGCGUGUUUACAGGUAGACAUUUGUCAUCAGGUGUUCUUGAACAUGGUCUUUUAAAAACUAGUCAGAUGAACUAACUUGUUUUCAUCUGAAGCCUGUUAUCUUUUUUUAAAGACGUGCUAUUUAUUCUUGCACAAUUUAGGCAUAUAUCUCUCUUCCAGGGAGUAGCUUUUUUCUAGUAGAGAAUUAAUAAUGGUCCAUCUCUUUUGAAUCAUAUCAAACUAGGAUAGAAGGGGGCUAUUUUAAAUGUCAAGGUCAGCAGUGUUACUUAGAAUGUAAACUGAUGUAAUAGGUAGUUUUCUAUAGCGACUUAAUUUAGUCUUAAUCCACUUGAAAUUCUCUUUCUUCCUCCCUUUUUCUCUCCCUCCCUACCUCUCCCCUCCACACACACACACUAACACACACUAAGUGCCUAGACUUCAAAUAGAUCUAGCAAUUGGAAAGUUAAUAAGCCUGAGUUUUUACAUAGUUGCAUUCCUACAUUCUUGUAAAAUUUAAAUAGCUACCAUUGGCAAUCUCAUCUUUUUCUAAAAUCUAAUUUGCAGCCAGGAAAGAAUUUUCUCACCCCAAGGAACAUUUGAUCUAGCAGCAGGGACUGAGAGGAAAGCAGAAAUAAACUGUGAAAGCUUCUGUUUUUAUUGUCUAAAAAGACACUGUCAAGAAGGCUCAGUCCCCAAGCGCCCUCCCACCCCAUCACCCCCUGUCACUCUAGGCCUGAUAUUUGAUUGGCCCUCUGGCCUCCUCCUGCCAGGGUACCACAGAGGGACUCACUCAUGUCACAUGUCUCCUUUGAGCAGAAAAGAGCAUCAAGAGCACUUGGGAUCCCUGAAUCAGAGUGACUCUGUGUUCCUGUAGCCUGUUGUGAACUUGCGGGUUAUUCUCUGUCUGGGGAUGGAAUCAGAUGUCAGGAGAGGGACAGCCUCCUGUUAUUGGGCAGAACCUGCUGAAAGCCUGGAGAAGGACCUGGAGCUGUUUGCUCCCUUUCCCCCAGGAGGGGCUCGGCCCACGCAUCCUCCUUCCCAGACCCAUUGGUGGCUACGAGGAGGGCAGUGAACACUAAGGGUGAAGGGCACAUGGAAAAAAUAGGCAAGGAAGGAAAACUACUAAAUGGAAAAUGACCAAAUUUAAGAGGGGUGGAACGGUUCCCUGCUCUUAUCCCACAGGGCACUGCCUGGAUGUUAUGUUUUCCCCAUUUAUGGUGCUCUGUAUUGUGGCAUUAUGCAGCAGCCUCCCAAGGUCUCUCUUCUACUUCAAAGCCUGGGAUUAUAUGGCAUUACCCUAUUGGGAUGGACCUCUGGACAGCAGUUCUCAAGUUUAUGAAUUUGAAGAAAUUAAUACUAAAAGGAAAAACUGUGGCAUUUCAUCUUUGAAUGCAGUGCCUGGAGAGGGAGCAUUAUCUCUUCCCCAACACAAUAACCCCACUCCCAUGAAGAACUGCCUGGAAAGAUGUUUUCGAGGAAGCUGAAUUAUAAAACACUGAUGCACAAGACACCUCUACUCGAGACUCACCUUUCAAAAAGCUUCUUUUUCACAUCAUUGUUAAAGAGCAGACACUUCUAGUAAAGACCCCAGAACGCAGCACCCACAGAGAGCCUUUAGUGGAUGGGCUCUUCACCCCUGUAACUACUGUGAGGCCUCUGGACAAAGGAGGAGGGAGGCCAUUGAGGACUGUCCUCCUACCAGGAAGAUCUUCCUUGUUUGUUCAAGGGGCCAGGUUUUACUUGGCCAAAGAAGACUCUUCCCCUUGUUAGUCCCAUGCCUUGAAAUAACAUGCACCAUGACCCACAGCCACCUGGUUAUGUCUUUUUGGUUUUUUCCUAAAAGAUAAUGUUUAUUUUUUAAAAGAAAGGAAGGAGUAAGUGAAGUUUAAUUCUGCUCCAACAAUGGAGAAACAGCUGAAUCCACCUGCUUCUCCUUUGCAGCCAACAGCAAAUAGCUUCCUCCAGGCUCGAGGCAGAAGAAGGGGUGGCAAGGGAGGAAGAGGAGCUCAGCUUAGGUCCAGUCACUAAAAGGGAAUGGGCCAUCAUAGGUCCAGUCACCAAAAGGGAAUGGGCCAUCAUCUGGUAACUGUGUCACAGGAGAGCCUGUAUAUAAAAUAAUCAUGGAAACAUUGAUCUUGCACUUGUACAUAACUAUACAGUAGUGUCCAGAAUGUUCACACAUUCGGAGUGUACAUAAAACAGAAAAAUAUCUUAAUGUAUUUUUAUCAAACAUAACUAUGUCUAAGUUUCACCUAAUAUGUUUUUGUGCCAUAUACUGAAUAUCUAAGUUCUGAGAAGUCCUCUCAUCAGGCCCUGAUAUGUUAAUAACAAAGCCUGGAAAUACAUCCCCAUGGCGUUGAUGUGUUCAGUGCAUCUGGUACCAAUUAGAUAACUCUGAAACAGGACUCACCUAUCAGAAUGCAAAUGAAAAGUCAGGCGGUGAAUCUCUUUAAACAACAGUGUGUAUAAGGAGAUUCAAGGAAGCAGGAGUCUCUGCAAGCUUAUCAUGAAUCUUUCCGGCAGUUUCUUGGUACUCUUGGUGGCAAAGGAUGACCUCUCACAUCCUGAGAAAUGUUUUUCUUAGUCUUUGAGUUCAAAGACUAUAGCCUGUGGAAAUUAGACUUUCCAAAGAGGGGUUCUCCAGGCUGCAUUUUGUCGUGAUUUUCUCUCCAUUUUGAAUGACCAUUUCCCAGGACUAUAGUUUAUUAUCCUGAAAACUGGGGGUGGGAGUGGGGAGGCUAGUUUUUUGAUAAAUAGCUCCCAUUUCCUCAUGGAGAAUUGCACACACCUUGGAUUCCUGUCCACCUCCCCCGUCUCUCUCCACACAACUUGGGGAGAAGCCUGUGCUUUCCUCUGAGGAUCACCGGUAAAGGUGGGAGGAGGUGAGAGAAUGCAACGCAUACUCCCCUGAGCUAACCCAGAGGCAAGGAAGUGCUGAACAGAAGGCUGUCAGCAGAAGAAAGUACUAUAUCUGUGGGUGAGAUGCAAGAUUAGAGACACACUAGGAAAUCUGGGGUAAAAAAUUGGUAGGAAAACAACAUUUUACCUUCCAGUGCAAAUCUUGCUCUUUCAGCUUAAUGGAGUGUAUUGGAGGUAGGGAGUGGAGGAUUUACUUCCUUGGGUGCUGUCAUUUUCAUGAACCCCCUUGAUCCAUUCAUUCAACAGAUAUUUACUAAACACUUACUAACUUAAGCCAGUGCUGUGGCAGUGACUCAGAAGUAAAAGCUGCUCUGUAGAAAUAACAAUAAAAUCUAACUCCUCACACCCCUGCCAUCAGAUCUUUCCUCCUGCGGAACCAGAAGGUAGAGGCCUCCUGUCCUCAGGGUAUGCCUUGGCUCCCGUCUGAAAUGUUUAUCCCAUUGACCAAACUUGGCUCCAACCAUAAAGAACACCAUGAUGGUUUCAAAUAGCCAGGCCCACCAAAAGACAUGGCCCUCGAUGAGUCGAGUUGCUCAGAUUCUCGAACACCCUUCCUGAAGGGAGAUGCUUUGGAAUGGAGACGAGAACUGGCGCCUUCUCUUUUCAGGCAAUAAUGGAAUCAACUUUCAGUAACUGAACUUGUGCACAAAAAUUCUAAACACUAGUGAAGCCUGUUUCGUUGAACUAAUUCUGGCUCUGGAAAUGUUUUCGUUUUAUAGUUAUUUACAGUUUUUUUUCUUGUUGUUUGUUUGGAUUCAAGCUUAGUUUGUUAAUAUGUAUAAUUCAGCAUCUCUUGCACUCAUGUAAAUAUGGAGUAAGUAUUGUAAACUAUUCCAUUGCUGGGGAUUGUGGGUGUUAUACAUACAUUUAGGACUGCAAUUUUUUGGUAUUUUUUGUAUUGUAAAAUAACAGCUAAUUUAAGCAGGAACAGAGAAUUAAGGGAGGUCUGUGCAUUUUAAACACAAAUGUGAAGAACUUGUAUAUAAACAAAAGUAAAUACUAUAAUACAAACUUCCUUCUGAAAUAAAAGUAGAUCUGGUAAAAA
Galeopterus variegatus (Sunda flying lemur) is the source of this 4908-nucleotide messenger RNA. It is a transcript of the gene ATRN, whose product is annotated as attractin. Lineage: Eukaryota; Metazoa; Chordata; Mammalia; Dermoptera; Cynocephalidae. Gene Ontology annotation, cellular component: Golgi apparatus. The coding region runs from base 50 to 607 and encodes 185 amino acids. The transcript has 5 exons. The record is from RefSeq and is a predicted model, not a curated record.